AUGUGGUCGCAUCUACGCGAUUUACCGUUAGCAGAUCCCGAUCCCUCUUGUAAUCACCCGAUUCAUGUACUAAUCGGCGCGGAUUUAUACGGGUCGUUGCUGCUCGACGGCCUCCGUCAAGGCCCGGUCGGCACCCCGACGGGCCAGCUUACUGUUUUCGGGUGGAUCGUCUCCGGUCCUACCGGCACCGCACACCCAGCCGGAGAGUCCGCUCCCGUUUUGAAUUGCGUAUCCUGCGAGGAUACGAAUUCCUUGAUUCAAAGUUUUUGGGAGGACGAAAGUAUCCCCUCUCAAAAUCCUCUCACCGAAAAGGAAGAACGUUGCGAAAAUCAUUUCGCUAGUACGCAUUCUCGCGAUUCUCAAGGACGUUACAUUGUUCGUUUGCCGUUCAAGAACGGCCCCCCUUACAUAAGCGAAACUUUUCGAAAGACUUCUUUCUUGUACUCCAAAAUGGAGCGCCGACUCUCGCAGAAACCCGAGAUCGCCGCUCAGUAUCACGAUUUCCUCAAGGAGUACGAAUCCAUGGGGCACAUGGAGAAGGUACACGCCGACGAGCCCUCUCGAUACUCCCCGGUCCCGUAUCACACUAGCGGAUCGCGGCGCGACUGCGAUUGCGUCUGCGAUUGCGACUGCGAUUGCGAUUGCGACUGGCUACUGUCCAAUCAUAUUGCAGCUGCCGCGGUGGCGCAGUUUACGCUUUUCGUUGAUUGGAAUUCGUGUGACCUGUCGCAACAGACCGAACAGACCAACGGAAAGCCGGUUGUUACUUUUGUUACAUGCCAUUACAUGCGAUAA
Temnothorax curvispinosus is the source of this 795-nucleotide messenger RNA. RefSeq lists its product as uncharacterized. Lineage: Eukaryota; Metazoa; Arthropoda; Insecta; Hymenoptera; Formicidae. The coding region runs from base 1 to 795 and encodes 264 amino acids. The record is from RefSeq and is a predicted model, not a curated record. The transcript has 2 exons.